Molecule: messenger RNA, 1287 nt
Organism: Puccinia triticina
Lineage: Eukaryota; Fungi; Basidiomycota; Pucciniomycetes; Pucciniales; Pucciniaceae
Exons: 7
Coding region: 1-1287 (428 amino acids)
Source: RefSeq, a predicted model, not a curated record
AUGGGGAUGUCAAUAAGGUUUUCCAGAAAGACGCAUGACUCUCCGCGUUUAUUCGCGCCUGGCCGAGUCUCGGAUGGAUCUCAGCACUACUCGCCAACUUCCUUGACUCAUCUUGUGAGUUACAGGCUUUGCUUGAAGCGCUACUCUCCGUGCAUUCCGAGUUCUAGCGCUAUUACUUUGGCUUCCAACUUCUUUUCCGGCAGUGCGCACACCCUUCCAUAUAUUCUUUCAGAAUACUGGCGAGUACGGCGCAUGGAAUCGUUAGAACUUCCAACGAAGGCCGCCAGCGCCCAGGCAAUAGGAAGCGUUAAUUCUGCUUGCUACUUCAUCGCCAUGACGCAGUUUAUCAGUGCAAUCGUGUUCCUUCAAUAUGUCAAAUUUUACUCGCUACAAACUUCUCGCCAAUCGCAAUUGUCGUAUCGCUUGGGAACUGCUGGAAUAUUGCUUCAUUUAGGCCAAGUUGUGGUAGAUCUAUGGAGUAUCUUUCACUCUUUUCAGUAUUACGCAAGUGGGAAGCCAUACACGUAUUUCCUCUACGAGGCCUUACAAACUGCCUUUUCAGUAGGUAUUAUACUGGUUGUUCAGUAUCAUUUUUUCCAGGUUGCGCAUGCCACGUCCGCCCUUUCGAAGCAUUGGGCGAUUCCGCUUGGCAUCAUUUACCUCGGAGCUUGCGUAGCUGGCUUGGGAGCGGCUUUUGAAUUUUUCGGGCACUUCCGCCACAGCGGGUUCAGCUCAGCUACUCCGCUUGUCCUUCGCGGUAAACUGCUAUCCUUCUACGUGAUUUGGCUAAGUUGCAAUGGGAUUGCAGAUAGUGCAAUCACCUUCGCUAUGGUCAAAGCUUUGUAUCAAGGUCGAGGAUUAGCACGGCACAAAUCAUUAAGAAGCACCCUUAGAAGGCUAUUGAGUGUUAUCAUCAAUACUUUCUUCUUGACAUAUCUGGCAGCCAAUCUUUCUCUCCUAGCGGCAAUAUUACCACGCAUAAUACCCAAUUUUUCCAUUAAAGCAGAAGUGGUGUGCCAGACGGUCGGAGUUUUCUUAAAUGGGCUGCUAUCAAGGAUCUAUCUGAUAUCUUUUUUCUGCAGCUUUCAGGAAGCCUCGUACUUUGGACCACAACAGUAUGACUCUUGCGUAGCUUCCUUAAGAUAUAUCAGCAGCAUCGGAAGCCGGAAUUCAUCCGGCAUCAAAUUAUCGACAUUUCCUGGCAAGAAAUAUCCUUCAAGGCGGCAACAGAACAGAGCGCGGGUGCAAGUCACACGUCAAGUGGAAAUUGUGGUUGAUGAAACUUGA